CAUUCGUUCGAAGCACUCGGUUUAGUACGGACUGAUACUAAUUCACUGGCAUUUUCAUUUUUCGAUAUUUACAUAUCUUAGAAGAAUUUGUAACAUUUUCAAAAAACUGUUCUCGUACAAAUCGAAAUCAAGCGGCGUGUACUAAUAUUUCCUCGUUAGAAACACAAACUCGGUUCGCUGCGGGCAGAAAGUACACAUCCAAAAAAACUUGUAUCAAAUUUUCAAGAUUCGUAUUGAAUUGUCCGAAAAUCAAUAUUCCAAACGCCGAGAUGACCACUUUGCAAAGAGCAUCCGUGAUAUGCUCCUGCGUUAUUCGCAAGUGGGUGAAUGAAUCGCUGAAGACGAACAUCCAGCUCAUCGAGGAAUUGGCAUCCGGAGCCGUCUACUGUCAGUUUAUCGACAUGGUCUUCGAGGGAGUGAUGCCACUUGAGAAGGUCGUCUUCGCGACUAACCGAUUGGUCGAUUUUAGGAGGAACUUUAAAAUACUAAGGAAAUGUCUUGAUGAACUACAAAUUCCGCUGAUGGUGCCCAUCGAAAAACUCAUUAAGCGUGACUUCGAAGCCAAUCUAUAUUUCGCCGCAUGCUUUUACAGUGUAUUCAAGGAUUUGAUAGCCAUCCGCCAGGAACGGGUGGAGAACUACAACCCACUGGCCGCCCGUAAAUACCAAAAGUUCUCCAUGGAACCACCCACCUAUGUCUCCCAAGGAACUGAUGUCCAGAAUCCCGAUGAGCUUGAUCCCCUCGUAAGGAAUAUCGGGGUGCAAGUGUAUAUGUAUAAGCAGAAGAAUGUGGAAACCAAACCCCUGAAGACUGACGUCUAAAUCUAGGAGAACCAAUGAACUUUAUUUAAUUUCUGCCCCUUUCCAAAUCCUUUCGGGAGCUCUUGCGUUCUUCUACACUCAUUGGUGCCGGUCGAUUUCGGCUAACAAGCAGUAAAUGGGUCCGAAUUUGUUGAGUCUAUUUAUACUAAGUAGCUUAUAUUCAAAAUAACAUUGAAUCUCACGGUCUAUCAAUAAAUUUCUUCAGUUGAUGAUACCGAUAAUA
Drosophila sechellia is the source of this 1044-nucleotide messenger RNA. RefSeq names its product microtubule-associated protein RP/EB family member 1. Bases 270 to 821 code for a protein of 183 amino acids. NCBI's taxonomy places the organism in Eukaryota, Metazoa, Arthropoda, Insecta, Diptera, Drosophilidae. The transcript has 2 exons. Gene Ontology annotation, molecular function: microtubule binding. The record is from RefSeq and is a predicted model, not a curated record.